Molecule: messenger RNA, 815 nt
Organism: Sphaeroforma arctica JP610
Lineage: Eukaryota; Ichthyosporea; Ichthyophonida
Source: the annotation of a RefSeq genome assembly
GGGCAGGCUAGAGAUUGUGCAGUAUCUCAUCUCCAAAGGCGCGAAUGCCGAGUUCAAGGACAAGUGGGGGUUUAACGCGUACCAGACAGCGCUGCAACUGGGGCAUCCGGAGAUCGCCGACUUUCUGAACCACAACGCUAUGUUUACGUUAAAAACGGAGUUGACGGUGGACGAUCCCGUGACUGCGGCCUUUGACAGGCAGUUGGAUGAGGACAGUCAGAUGCAGUGCUGCAAGCGCUUCGGUCGCAAUCGCAGCAUGAUGCACACGGCCUUCAAAGGAUUGCUGAGCGAACUGGCACACAAGGGCCAGUGGGAAUUCGCCGAGUUUUGGACUGUCAGCCCUGAGUUCAGUGUGCUGCAAUUCUGCCAGGAAUGCUCCUGUAUCAAUGCACACGACGAUGAUGAUCUCGAGACUCGAUUAACGCGGUUCCGCAAUGUGAGUCAGGGGUUGCUGAUUGAGUAUAACAUAUUCUUUGGCGGAAGUGUUCUGGCUAAAAGACGGCCCGCGUGGUUCACGCACCUGCAACGGCUGCCGCAGUUCAGCUUCUUCCGGUCGCCCAUGUGUAAGGUGGCUGGUCUUAAGACAUGUUUGGCAUUGCCCGUGAGCCCAGAUGAGAGUCUGGGUGAGAUGUUGGGGGCAGUCAUCCUGUUUGGUUGCGAGGAUAGGGAACCGAACGAAGAGCAAGUACUGCCGCUGAUGGAUGCGAUCACAUCUGUGGCUCGCAUUGUGACUGGCAAAGCACGUUUGCCAAAGGAGUUAAUCUCCAAAUGGGAGUAUGCGGGUAUUGUCUGCGAUUCGCUAGAGGCCCAGGUAG